CGGUGUUCAGUCUCGUUUCUUCACGCCGGGAGGCUCAGCUGGUGCUCACGUCAGUCAGCCAGCUGCGGUGUGUGCGUGUGUGUGUCGGUGUGUGUGUGAGAGAGAGAGACAGAGAGAGAAAACGCGUUUCUGUUUGAGGAAUCAAACUCAGACUCAACCAUGGAAAGGCAACUCUGACAGAUCUUCACUGAGGAUUUUAAACUUCCCCUGAAUGACUCCUGGACACGAAACCGCAAGAGUUCUUUUUCCACUGAGAUUCACCCCAGCCAAAGCCCUGCAAGGCCAUGCUCAUGCUAUGACCACUACAAUGGUUCGGUCUGUAAUGUUGACAGUCCUGAUGCAUAUUUUCCUGGUGCCCCAUGGUGCUCAGGGUUUGGAGCCCGACGAGGGAGCCUCCCUCCGUUCAGGUCCCUUGGAGCUCCCGUGGCAGGAUGAGCUGUGCUGUGACUCACCUUCAACCCACCUCACUGUGGAGGGAGGAGACGUGCACGCACAGGAGACAAACCGCCCUGAAUCAAACCUCCCACACUAUUCUCGCUGCAACUUCAGGAGCUUGACAAACGAAUCACGUCCUCAUGAGCUCUCAAGCGGCACCUGUUUGAACAUACUGUGCAGAAUUGAUGAAAACUGGGAAAAUUUAACUUGUGACCUUCAGUCUCAUGGCCCACCAUCUACCACGCUGGAUGCUGGUCUCAUGGAAGUUAGCUUACAGCGUCUGAUGUCCCAGAAAGAGGACACUAUGGUGAACGACGGGAAGACUGCAUCCGAUAAUCCUGUCGUCUGUGAAGCAAAGGAUUCCUUUAUGUGCUCAGUUGCUCUCAAUGCUACAACAAGCUUUGUCACUGUGGUAACCGUCAGCAUCUCCAACGCCGUGGCUCCGCCAGUUCUCCUCAGAAUUCCUGCCCGACCUGUGAAACCAAACCCUCCAGUCAACCUGUCACAUAUCCAGACCAUCGAGGCAGAACUGAUUUUACACUGGGACGACCCAUCCGACGUUGAUACUGGCCCGCUGAGAUACGAGGUCCAAUACUCUUCCAACAUCCCUCAUCCAGCCUGGCAGGUGGUGUCUGCACUUGCAGAGCCCCGGUUAUCUCUGGAUCUGAAGCCCGAACUGAACUACAUCAUCCAGGUUCGCUGCUCCAGCCUGGACAAGCCUCCACUGUGGAGUGACUGGAGUGAACCUCACCAUAUCAACCUGGACACGGUGAGCUACAUCCCGGAGGAAGUGGUGGUGCGACCAGGGGAGAACGUAACAGUGUAUUGUGUUUUCAACCACAACAUCAACGCCAGCACAGCCAUAUGGAAGCUCAACAUGGAAGGGACGCUUGAUCACAGUCAGUACCACCCAGUCAGCCAAUGGGUCAGCCAGAUCACAGUGCGACCUUCGGAGACUGGAUUGUAUGACCUGCUGCAGUGUAUGAAUUGGACCCGCUCAUACAGUCAGAUCUAUGUAGAAGGAGCGUCCAUAAAUAUAAACUGUGAAACCAACGGCGAUAUCGAUGCUAUGGACUGUAGGUGGAAUAGCUCAGAGCGGACUCGAGUGGAAUUGAAAUCCUGGUGGGCUGACCUGCCGUGUGAUGUGAUGGAGGAGAGGGAAAGAGCGGGUGAGAAUGUGGGGGAGAUGGGACCUGAUUGCCUGCAGGUUCGAUCCCAGCAGAAAACCUGCACCAUCCAGCCCCUGAGGAUGAACUGCUACAAGCUGUGGCUGGAAAUGCCGUCUCGGCUUGGCCCUAUCAGGUCUAAACCCAUCUACUUGUCCCCCAUAGAUCACGUGAAACCCCACACACCCACUAACGUGAAGGCAGUGAGCCAGAGCAGCGGGGUCCUGACGGUCACAUGGGAGCCGCCGUCUCUGCCGGUCGACGGGCUCCAAUGUCAGUUUCGGUACCACUCACCAUCCGCCAUGCGAGCCCAGCCCGAGUGGAAGGUCCAGAGUCCAGUGCGGGUGCCGUGGGCGGAGGUCGCAGUGGCGGACAUGUGCCGGGAGUAUGCAGUGCAAGUACGCUGCAUGCCCACUAACGGCACUGGCUACUUGAGCGACUGGAGCAACUCUGUGUACUCCACACCUCAAAACAGCAGAGCUCCUGAGCGUGGCCCUGAUUUCUGGAGAAUCCUUCAGGAUGAUCCAUACAGAAACCAGACUAAUGUUACUCUGCUGUUCAAGAAUCUCCAAAUGUCAGGACAGUCUUACUGCGUGGACGGAUUUAUAGUCCAGCGCCAGACCUCAAGUGGCUUUGUGAUAAGGGAGAAGAUCCAGCUGGUGUCUUCCUACAGCUUUGAGUGGAACCAGGUGCUCCAAACUGUGACUGUGGAGGCCUACAAUAGGCUGGGGAGCUCGGCUAACAACAUCAACAUGAUGCUGGAGAGAAAGCCCAAACGCCACUGUGUGCGUUCAUUCAGUGUGAGGGUGAUCAACAGCACUUGUGUGUCUCUGUCCUGGAGUCUCUUGGACAACAGCUCUGUGCCCAUGUUCAUGGUGGUCCAGUGGUCUCCACAGAGGCAACCGGACUCUGGUUAUCACAAAGGCCAGAGUGGAGAAACAUGGGCCAGACUUCCCUACACUGACCGUCCCACAUAUCUAAGAGGUGAUUUCUUUGGAUCUGAGGAGUGUGGCUUCUCCCUGUACCCUGUGUUUGCAGAUGGAGAAGGGGAGCCAAUUUACACCACAGCGACUAGAGGAGACCCUGCAGCCUACAUGAUGCUGAUGAUCAUCUCCUUCCUCUCCAUCGUCCUGUUUGUAACCCUGGUCCUCUCCCAAAACCAGAUGAAAAAGUUUAUGUGGAAGGAUGUGCCCAACCCAAACAAGUGCUCCUGGGCCAAAGGACUAGACUUCAAAAAGGCUGAUACCUUUGAUCACCUGUUCCGACCUCCAGAGGGCCUCCCACCCUGGCCGCUGCUCUUUCCGUCGGAGAAUAUUUCCAAAGUUGUCAUAGUGGACAAGGUUGAUCUCUCAGCUCUGACUACGGUGUUAGUCCAAACCCCACUUGUGUCCCUAAUUCCCGACCCAGCCACUACCUUGCCUCCUCCAGGGUUUGACUCAGAGGUUGACCAAGCCCCAUCCUUGGAGAGUAAGGAGCUCCAAGGUGGAGCUCUUUCCUUUGCACUUAAUCUAGAUGAUUUAACCAGUUCAAGCCCAGAAAUUGAUCAGUUACAGCUAGAUAACCUCCCAGGGGACCAGUCCCGAGGCAGCACUGACAGCUCGGCCCAGUCUUCAGUCACGUACGCCACUGUCCUGCUCUCUGAUCCGAAGCAGGAGCAGCAGCCCAUUCAUCUCCACUACAAGGAUGGUAGUGGCAGCAGCUCCAGUGAUGAAGGCAAUUUUUCUGCCAACAACUCAGACAUUUCUGGAUCUUUCCCCGGUGGCCUGUGGGAGCUGGAUGACCCACGACGCUCCCGCUCCUACAACUCUGUGGAGGAGCUUUCUGAAACAUCAGAGCAAGGAGACGAAGAGGUGGUGAGAGAGGAGAAGGACUUGUAUUAUUUAGGAAUGGACUAUCGUGCAGAGGAUGAGGACAGCGAGGAAGAUGGGGAGCAGAGAGAAGAGGAGACAAAAAUUGAGCUGCUUAAAAAUGUAGUUUUGAACAGAGAGGACUGUCCUGUGGAGUCGCACCCUUUGCUGGGACCUGAGGACUCCAGCGAGCUGCUGUCAACAUCGACACAUGGCUUUUGUCCGCUGUACCUGCCUCAGUUCAGAACUGCUCCCAACACAAGGCAACUCACAGCUCAACCACAAGACAGCAAACCCCAGCUGUGACUCUCAGACUGCAUCUAAAUGAAAAUGUGCACCUUUUAAUCAGUUGUGUCUGCGUCAUGAAUCAGCAAUUACCAAAGUGGAUUUGCAUAUGUUCCUUCAGACAGUGAGGUGUGAAAAAUGUAAAAAUACCUCGACUUACGUAUGAUUGCAAAUUGAUUUUCAUCAAUGCUGCUAUUGUAUUCUGGAGGAAAAGACGCCAUGACGGCACAAGCCUCAUUUAUAGGUAUUUCUUUCUUUCUUUAUUGGGCUUUAAAACCCAAAAUCUACUGUGCCACACUGCUCCGCUGCAAUCAGGUACUGAUGCAGGAGCAACUGCUGAGAACAUUUAACUCACGUAUUUCCAGUGAGGGUUAGACUAAUGGAAUAAUGUACAGUUAAUGUUCACAGAGAGCAGCAGACAGACUGUACAAGCAGUGUACUGGAAGGGAGCAAUAGAGGAGGUACGCAUCUUGUGGCUUCUAACAUCCUAUAUAUACAGCAUAUUUCACAGGUGGUGAUACCUUAGUUGCAUUUAAAAAAAAGAUGUGGGAAAGCUGUGUGUGCCUACAUUCGCUCAUCUGCUCCCAACGUAACGUAGAAAACAAGUUGUCUUUCGUUCUCUGCUGAAUCAUUUCGACUACAUUUGAAGUGAAACAUGAAAGAGGUUCAAAGAGAAUAAAUAAACGCACAGUAAGCGAGAGAGAAAAGGCACAUAAUCUGUGCAGUUUUGGCUUCCUCAAAGCACAUAAGACUGUGAAGUGAAGGCACUCCAACGCUAUUGGUGUGACUAAAUGAAACCAGUUGAUGAUGAAAACAGAUGUAGUCUGUGAAAUACUGCAGGUGAUUUUUGGACACAAAUUUGACUGCAUUUGUAGGCAGCUUGUGCAACAACAUCUGCUUGGACUAACUCACCCACCAACCCAAAGAAUGUCUUUUUGUACUUUGUGCUGUAAUGUAUUUGAGAUUCUUGUUACAGUUUGUGAGAUAUGUGAUAUCUAUUUUUCUGUAUUUGGCCAUUAACAUGAACUGGUGUAAAUAAAAGACAAAAGAAUGUAUAUUUGAAACCAGAGAAUAGAAAUUAAAAGUUAUGAAAAUAUUGAAACAUGGAAAUGGUCAGCUAACAGUCAUUGUAUAUUGAGAUGUUUUGUCUAUUUUUCAUGGUGAAAAUAAAGUGUUUAUUGUGA
Messenger RNA from Morone saxatilis (striped sea-bass), 4917 nucleotides. It is a transcript of the gene lepr, whose product is annotated as leptin receptor. The record is from RefSeq and is a predicted model, not a curated record. Gene Ontology annotation, molecular function: protein binding; cytokine receptor activity. Gene Ontology annotation, biological process: immunoglobulin mediated immune response; cytokine-mediated signaling pathway. Lineage: Eukaryota; Metazoa; Chordata; Actinopteri; Moronidae. The transcript is spliced from 21 exons. The coding region runs from base 212 to 3754 and encodes 1180 amino acids. Gene Ontology annotation, cellular component: external side of plasma membrane.